Messenger RNA from Momordica charantia (bitter melon), 2945 nucleotides. Its product is annotated as AUGMIN subunit 8. NCBI's taxonomy places the organism in Eukaryota, Viridiplantae, Streptophyta, Magnoliopsida, Cucurbitales, Cucurbitaceae. Gene Ontology annotation, cellular component: nuclear microtubule; cytoplasm. The record is from RefSeq and is a predicted model, not a curated record. Gene Ontology annotation, molecular function: microtubule binding. Gene Ontology annotation, biological process: spindle assembly.
ACUGGUACUUUGAACUUAUAUCAUCGGUGGUAUUAAGAUUUUUGAAUCUACAUCCAACCAUUGGAGUACCAUUGGCUUCUAAUUCAAUAAUUUUCUGAAUUUUCUGUAUGGAGAGAUAAGUUGGCAGAGAAGAUGAAGGGAGCCAAAUGAUGAGUCGGAAUAUACGAAGUUUUUCCUGAGAGGCCCCUUCAUAGCCGAAUAAGUUCCCGUCAAGUUUCACUUCCUUUUCUUACCCUGCCGUAAACUGCAAUAGCCCAUACUCUCUAUCGCCCCGCCCGGGAGUUUCUGGGGGGACCCCUUCUCUGUAAACGCAAUUUGUGUCGAAGCAAGCCGAAUCCCAAGCUGUAAGAAUUAGACGUUGAUGCAAUUUAUGGCAGUCCUCCUUUUUAAAAGCGGCCCUUUGUAUACCCUACCUUAUGCUCGUCUUUCUUUCCGUGGUCUGAUCUACUGGGAAUGAGGGCGUUGAUUGAUUAGAAACUAGUCAAUUCGAGUUAAUUUGUUCUAGUUUUCAAGUUCUCCUUUCAAUUGAUCUUUGCUGCUAUAAAACUAUACAAUGCAGAGAAAAGGAUCUUUCUUUCCGUGAGUACUGUUUUUCCAGAUUGCGGGGAACGCGAAUUGUUUAGCUAUGUGAAGAAAUCUAUCACUAUGGUCUGAUUUCGAUUGUUUGGAUGGAUGUAUGCGAAUCGGCACGGGCAUUGAGAAAGCAUAUAUUGGCAGCGGCGCCCAGACAACCGUUGGUUCCUGCAGAAAAGAACAAUGCCGUUAUCCCCCGGUCUCCCUCGCGUUCAACGAACAAGUCACCUUCUUCUUCAUCGUCGGCUGGUUCUCGGCGUUGCCCAUCACCAAGCAUCACGCGGACGGUUCCUACAUCAUCCCAAUUGGUUCUUAAAAGAGCCCAAUCAGCAGAGAGGAAGCGACCCUCCACACCCCCUUCUCCUCCAAGCCCCUCCACGCCAAUUCAUGGUUCGCCGGCAGAUGUACAGUUGCUAUCGAAAAGAAUGAUUGGUGGUCGACCUGAGAGUUUAUGGCCCUCUACGAUGAGAAGCUUGAGCGUCUCAUUCCAAUCCGAUGCAUUUUCUAUUCCUGUUAGCAAGAAGGAAAAACCCGUGUCAUCUUCUCUUUCUGAUCGAACUCUGAGGCCUUCUUCCAAUUUUCCCCAUAAGCAGGCUGAAACGCAAAAUGUUGCACGGAAGCCCACGCCAGAGAGAAAGAAGAGUCCUCUUAGAGGUAGAUGUGGGCAUGAUCAGUCAGAGAAUUUCAAGCCAGUUGAUGGUUCUUCACGUUCCCAAGUGGUAGAUCAGCAUAGAUGGCCAAGUAGAGUUGGUGCCAAGGCAUCCUCUAAUCCAUUAAGCUGUAGUACAGAUCUCACUGAUAAGAGAGUCCCAACCUUAAAUAAGCCACUCAGAGGAAGUGGAUUAUCUUCCACGAGGGCAACCAUGGUUGAGACUACCAAUAAACCUUUACAGAAAUCAAUCAGUGGUGUUAUGAGGCAAUCAUAUGUUGAUGGAAGGAGUAGGGAAGAAGAAUUUGAGGCCAAUUCAGCUAAUGAUAAUUCGACGCAGGAAUCUGCAAUUAAAAAGGUUGUUUCUUCAAGUUUACCAGGCACAAAAGUAACAACAAACCGAGUUGUGAGAUAUGACUCACCUACUCUUGGGCCACGUCCAUCUUCACCUUCUAGGACACCAGUAGUAUUCUCUGUUACCAGAGGAGUUAGUCCAUCUCGAAUUCGACCGUCAACUCCACCUCCUCGAGGCAUUAGCACGUCACGAAUAAGACCUUCAAAUUCUUCUCCACCGAAUGUUUCAACUUCUGUACUUAGUUUCAUAGCAGAUUUUAAGAAGGGAAAGAAGGCAGCAAGCUAUAUAGAAGGUGCUCAUCAGCUACGGCUUCUAUAUAACAGACAUUUGCAGUGGAGAUUUGCUAAUGCACGGGCAGAGGCAGUUCUGUAUAAUCAGGGGUUGACAGCAGAGAGAGCUCUUCAUGGUGUAAGGAAUACUACACUAAAUCUGUGGGAUUCAGUUAUCAGAAAAAGGAUCAAUCUCCAACAGUUGAAGCUAGAGCUCAAGUUGAUCUCAAUUAUGAAUGAUCAAAUGAGCUACCUCAAUGAAUGGGCUGUGCUUGAAAGAAGUCAUAAUCGAUCCUUAUCAGGUGUCAUAGAUGAUUUAGAGGCAAGCACUCUUCGUGUUCCAGUAACUGGAGGAGCAAAAGCAGAUGUUGGCUCUUUAAAUGGUGCUAUCUGUUCCGCUGUUGAGGUGAUGCAAGCAAUGGGAGCCUCCAUUUGCUCCUUGCUCCCGAGGGUGGAGAUACUGCAGACGUUGGUUUUUGAACUUGCUAUUGUUGCAGCCAAAGAAAAAGCUAUGCUUGAUGAAUGUGUAGCAUUGUUGGCUUCAACAGCGGCUUUGCAGGUUCAGGAGCAGAGUUUAUGGACACAUCUGAUACAAAUGAAACAAGGACUGGAAAAGGGCUGCCAGUUUUAGGCUGUUAAAGGCAAGCUUCCUGACGUGAGUGCCCAGCUAACAAAACCCCAUCUACUCAUUACUUCACCGGAGAUGUAAAUUCAUUCUUUAAAUUCUUAGCAGGAGUAUGUAGCUGUAAAUCUUUUUCAACUUUAAUCUAUAUUCUCAUUUCAAAAUUUCUUCAACGCCUCACAUUCUUCCACUGCAAGAGCUUGAUCUGGCUUACUCUUAAUUUUCUUCUGCUUGCUUACCAAUUGUUAUGCAAACUGAUGGAGAAAUUGAAGGGUCAUUACACAAUGUGGGGACUAGGUCAGGAAUUGGAGUGGAAGAAAAGUCCAAGUCGCUGCAUAUUUCAGGUUCAGGUGCCCUCCUGUUUCUAUAGUCCCUUUUAUUUGAAGCCCAAAUGAUAAUGAACUCUGCAUAAAAUUUCAAGUCUUUUAAAUGAAAUGAAAUCUAUGGUGCUGACUGCAGAGUGGAUUCAUUUUGUCA